Molecule: messenger RNA, 2778 nt
Organism: Hydractinia symbiolongicarpus
Lineage: Eukaryota; Metazoa; Cnidaria; Hydrozoa; Anthoathecata; Hydractiniidae
Exons: 9
Coding region: 357-2009 (550 amino acids)
Source: RefSeq, a predicted model, not a curated record
AGCUGAUUUCUGACGGACGACAAUUAACGUCAUUACACAAGUCGAUAGUCAAAAAAGACAUGUCGAAUUCUUUCACACGAUUUUAUAUGAAUGAAGAAAAAACAACUGUAAAAAGGGCUUUUGUCCUUAUAGUUGAGAUUUUCAGGAAAAUGUCAAAACUAAAAGUGUAGCUGUCAAACUGUACAAAGAAUGUGUUGUAGCAUGACUCUUGUUGGUUUCAAAAAAAAAUCUAGUUUGUUUGGUUAACAAAAGUUGCGUUUGAUUUGUAAAUGAUUUAUUGUGAAAGCAAACAAAUGCGAUAUGCGUAUACAUAGCAUGAAAGAAAGAAAAAAUAUAAAGAGAUAGAUACGAAGAGUAUGGGAAUGUUUUUGAUGCAUUCAGCGUUAUUCUUCGUAUCGAUUUUAACUCCUGGCUAUCAAUUAUCUGGUACAAGAAUUACCUCUCCCUGUAAUGUAAUUACAAAUUUUAAAGCCGAAUCAAAAGUGAAUUUAGUGGGUGACAGUAAAUGGCAAAAUAGUUGUCCAAAAGACCGCUUCAUACAAGCUGUAUACUCGGAUAUCCCAACGGCUCCAUUCAUAAAAGCAAAAUGUUGCAGAAGUAAUGUAAGCAACAGGUUGUCAUGGGAACUUGAUCUGACAUCUUUAAAUGGGGGUAAGAAUGUGGUGGAUAAAAUAUGGAAUGCUGAAUGUGAAAGAUAUUCUGUUAUAACAGGCUUCAAAUUUGCAGUAAGUCAAGUUGGUGUAAUUUUGCUUCGUUCCAUACGUUGUUCAGUGUUGGUCAAUAAAGCUAUCAACCGUCAAGCGUGCGUUGUUUUGGACUUAUCGUCAAAAGUUGCAAAUAACGAAGUGCGCUAUAAUAAUACAUGGCAGCAUGAAUGUCCAGCUGGGUACGGACUUGUUGGAGUGUACAGCAAAAACAGUUUUAAUAGAGUAGAAAAAGCGAAGUGUUGUCAAAUAAAAGACGUGAAAAUCAAACCAGGAGUUGUUAUUGAUUUCGAGAAGAACGAAGAUUUUUUCGUAGCAAGUAAUGCUGGAGGAAUUAAUUUUAAACUAAACGGAAAUGGAUUAUUUGAAACAAAACGUCUAGGAAGAACAAUUAAAGACGCGAAAUUUGCUCGCUUAAUUUCAGUGGGAAUGACUGUCACUCAAGCGUUUUGUUUAAAAGUUACAUCAGUUAAUAUUGGCCGAGAUAUAACAAUUAUCGUGUAUAGAAGAACUAACACAAGUUUGGAAAAACUACAGGAAAUCAAAUCCUCAACACGUGGACAGAGAACUCAUCAUGUUUUUAUCCCAGCAGCAAAUAAUCCUGCUCCAGUCUCACAGCUUGUUGUCGAUGUAAAAGUCUGGCAAAGUUUGGUUUAUUUGAGAAAGUUUCAAAUUUCAGAUAGAACAUCGUGUCAAGUUAAUGAGUGCAAGUUGCCCAAUAUUGGGUGUUCCUUGCACGAGGUUUGUACAAGGACUAACCAGUUCCUCAGAUGUCAAUGUGAAGUUGGCUACAUCCUGAAUGAAUUGAAUAGAUGCGUGCUAUCGUCACUUGCGGUGGGACACUCCACCCCAGGUGUUACAGGAAAAAAAAUAACAUCACUAAACACCACAACAUCAACACAAACAACGAUCAAAUCAACGGAGAAACGCACGUUGACUUCAAAAAAUAUUGUGAAGGAGAGCUAUGUAGUAUCUCCCCCUUUGUCAACCUGGAUGUACUCUCUCAUCGGUGGAAUACUUGGUGUUGUAUUGACAAUGCUUACAUUAUGCAGUUGGAUUUUAUGUAAGAAAACUUUGGAAACACAACCACAGGAGAGUAUCUUAACUGCUUGGACGUUCUUUACUGUAUCGCCUACGCAUUAUGGUAAAGAAAUAUUACGCAGCUGGUUAAAGAAGACACACGAAACACAAAAAGUCACGGAAAAGAAUUUGUUUAAACUUGCCGGUAGCCGAUCAGGAGUUAUAAACAUGGCUUCUGGUGAAAGAAUCUUUACACAAAUUAAUCAAGCUGUAUCCGAUGAGUAGAAGCUGCUAAAAAAUAAUAUUCCAGUCCUUUUCAGCUACCUUUCAGCUAAUUUUUAUUUUAUUUUUCGCGAAUAGAAAGGCUAAGUGUUUGUUUCAAAAAUGUAGAAAAAGCACUGGAAACGAGUGGUCACUCUUCCUCGUCCCAACCGGGGCUUUUUUUCUGAGAUAAAUAAAAAAGCUUAGGUAGCGUGGCCAGAGAGUUUAUUACAUUAGUCACGAGUUGUAAUAAUGUAAAUAAAUUAUAUUGUGUAUACAAAUUUUAACAAUUUAGAACAAAAAUUCAACCUCGUUCCCAGGAACCUUUUCGUCGACGUGACCAUUUAUAAAAAAGUGAAAAGAGGUUAUGGGGAAAAAGUUGAAGAAAAUUACGUAAUCUAUAUUUCUACUUUUUUCAUAGAAAGGUAUAACAGGGUCAGCAGAUAAAGCUUUGGAAAACACCAGGGGCAUAGCGCCCAAGUUUUAAAGGGUAGAUGGUAAGGCUGAAGCGCCAGUUUCUUGAGAUAUUAAACCCUUAGACGUUAGACUUCCUAUGAAAACGCAUCCUCUGCACAAGUCUCUCCCAUAUUAACCAUGUAUGAUCGACAAGAAUUUAGUAUGGGUGAAGUAGGGUGGAUGGGGUAGGGUGGAAGGCAUAAUUUGCUACGGUCCUGCGUAGAUAAAUAACAUAGGUUAUAAAUUUAUAAAUUUCUGUAUAUAAUAUUUUGUAAACGAUUUAUAUUCACAGUUUCGAAUGUAUACAACAUACCAUACAAACCAUUGUUUCUUCUUC